Molecule: messenger RNA, 2552 nt
Organism: Uloborus diversus
Lineage: Eukaryota; Metazoa; Arthropoda; Arachnida; Araneae; Uloboridae
Product: thymosin beta-like
Exons: 6
Coding region: 203-715 (170 amino acids)
Biological process (GO): actin filament organization
Cellular component (GO): cytosol
Molecular function (GO): actin monomer binding
Source: RefSeq, a predicted model, not a curated record
UCUCUCUUCUGUUAGGUACUUAGGUAUACAGCGUCUGGGUUGCGCGAACGCCAUUGCGAGUUCCGAUCGAUUGCCUUUGUCUGUAGUGACUGAGCUUUCCUCUUUCUCUUCUACUCCAAGGGCGUAGACUCGACUUCCGUCUGGAGCAUCUGUCACUUGAUUCUGCUUCAAUUUUUUGGAAGUUGUCCUUUUUCCAGUAGUCAUGUCUAGCCCUGCCAAAGAAGAUCUUCCUAAGGUGCCCAACGACUUCAAGAAUGAGCUGGGACAGUUCAAUGCUGCUAAGUUGAAACAUACAGAAACUAAAGAAAAGAAUUGCUUGCCUUCCAAAGAAGAUCUUGAACAAGAAAGGCAGCAUUUUGAGUUCUUAGAAGGUGUUAAUAAGUUUAAUAGAGGAAAACUUAAGAGAGCUGACACCUUGGAAAAAGACGUCUUGCCCACAAAAGAAGAUAUUUUGCAAGAGAAGCAACGUCAAGAUCUAGUUACUGGUGUAUCGACCUUCAACAAAGCCAAAUUGAAACGAACUAACACCAAGGAGAAGAUAGUUUUGCCUACAAAAGAAGUGCUAACUCAAGAGAAAGUUUAUGAACGGAAAGCUCAAGUUCUACAAGGUGUGACCGGAUUUGACCGAAGUAAACUGAGAAAAACUAAGACAGUAGUUAAAAAUGUUCUACCAUCUAAAGAAGUGAUUGACCAAGAAAAGGGUACUGCUGCUUAAAAUCUUUCUGCUCACCUAGAAAUUCAUUUGUAGCUCUUGGGCUCCAUUUACUGUCAAAUUUUUGGAUGUAAGAAAUGAUGAAAUUUAAUUAUUACGACCGUUUUUUUUUACUGACUAUACCACUUUUCUCUUUUUACUUCUUUAUAUAAAGUAUUGGUAUUAAUUGUUGACCAUACCGAUGUGUUUGCCAACUGUCAUUUUCAUCAUGAAAUGGUGCUUGCGGGAUUUUAUUUGAAUAAAAAGUUUUCACAACAUAUCAUAGCUUUGGAAUUUAUAGUCAAUUUUUAGCUACAAUUUGUCAUCAGUUACAGAAAUGCUUUUGUAAAAAAAUUUAAAACGGACAGUAUGUUUUGUACUUUUUCUCAAUAAUUGGUAGUUAAUCAUGGCAUUAAAUCUAGAGUACAUUUUAUAAAUGUAUUUUCUAUCUUAAGUGUAUCUGAUAUCUGGAAUUGCUCAAAACGUGUUGAUUUAUGAAGUAUAAAAUUUAUAAUUUAGAGAGCUAAACUGACCAAAGCUCUGUGCGCGUCACGCUUUUCAUAGCAAUGAAAUUCUUUUACAGUAAGACGUAAAUACAUUUAAUAUGCAACGCUAAAUCUUUACAAUCAACUUGAAAUGACUUUUUCCUUUUAAUUGAAUUGUGUUGAAAUUUACUUGAAGCAACAUUACUGAUAACAAAAGGAAAAAAAAUUCUCACUAUUUUAAAAUUAAGUGUUGUUGAGUUCAUAAUCAGCACAAAUACUAUUUUGUAUGCUUGUACUUUGUUCAUAUGUUACAUCUGAUUCAUUGCCUGAAUUACGUUAAAUUUAAAAACAUUUUUGUCAGUCAUUGCAUUUAUUCUAGUCUUAAAAUAUUCAUUUUAUAAAGUAAAUAAAUCCUGUUGUGUUUUGAUGAAAUUUGUACAGUGAAGCAUCAAAACACAUUUUUUAUGUGUUUUUUGUCUCUUUGAUUACGUACUUAAAGUGCAAAUUUACGAAAUAAUAUUGUGAACUUAUUGAAGAGGAUUAACUUUCAAAAUAGGGGCAUUAAUUUUUAAUUGUUUUCGAAAUAAUAAGUAGCGAUAAAAGUUCAUUAAAAGAAUAUAUUUAUUUCAUAUAUUUUCAUCAUAAUCAAAUUUUCACUUUUUCUUUAUUUGUAUUCUAUUUUUUGCUUUGACAUUUAUAACUUCAGUGAUUUUAAUAAAACAUCUCUUUUGUGUUGCUCUUGUCUUACAAAAACUUCGUUUUAAAGAAAAUUGGCUAUAAAUUUAAAAUAAAAGAACUAUCUAUGAAUUGAUUAAUAUGAUGAAAAACUCCGUUUUUUCAGUAUUUCUUCGUAAUUACAUUUUUAUAAAAAUAUAAACAUGGAAAAAGUUGUUUGGUUUUUCAACUAAACUACAUUAAUCAACCAAUUACAUCAAAUACAAUUUUAGAUAGUAUUCUUGUUGUCUAUCAGCAUUUAUUCUACAUCUUAUAAUGCGAAGGCUUACUUUUUAUAUUGAUUCUGCUGAAUUGUGGUUGAAAUUUUUCUCACAAACUUGGGUGCUAAAUUCAUGUAGCUUUAUUUUUGCAUUGUUACUGUUUUUAUAAGACUGGUGAAAAUUUUGUAUUCCUUACUAGUAGCAUAAAUAGAAUUUUUAUCGGGUCAUUAAGCGAAAAGAAAUACUUCCCUUGUAAUACCAAACUAUUCAGAAUUUUCCUUAAAAUAAAGAUAUCUAGGUGUCUGAAGCUUAAAAACGGACAUUCCUUGUGCUAUCUCAAGCUCAUUAUGCUAUACAUAUAUGCCUUUUUAUGAUAGAAUUAAAAUUUUUGUAUUCAUAAGUUUUUCUGUUUAUAAAAAGAAAUAAACAUAGUAACACAUG